CGGACAAGGACGGACAUACCAACCGGAAGUACUAUCAUUCACUUCCUGGUCUUUACGCAUAUCCGAGCUGCUAGGAUUUUGACCACUUUGUACGUCCUAUAUUUAUAUUUUGUAACCGCCAGGAUGCAGAUUUGCAGCGUGUGCAGCGAACAUCCACCGAAAUACAGAUGUCCAGCCUGCAAAAUAAGAUAUUGUUCACUCGGCUGUUACAAGAGGCAUAAAGACACUUGUCUUCCUGUUGAGCAGCCUGCACUGUCUGAUCCUGAGACUAAGGAGCCUUUCAGCACUGAAACGUGGACUGUUGAUGAUCUUCUGCAUGAAGAUGACAUCACUGACAAAGUACCUCUGCAGAAGCUUCAGCUGCUAGGUCAGUCAAAAGAGCUCAGAGAUCUUCUCUGUAACCCCCACCUGAGACAGUUACUGCGCUCCGUUGACAGCGCGGACAGCAAAGCCGACGCGAUGAAGGCCGCCAUGCAGGAGCCUCUGUUUGUUGAAUUUUCAGACCAGUGUUUGAAAACUGUAGAAAAUGAAGCGUUAAUAUCCAGUGAAGCGGGUGAUUUGUAAAAUGGUGCCUGCAUUAGUUUUCUAUCAGAUCUUUUUUUUUUAAUAUUUUUGUAUGAAGUUUUGGAAUAGGCAUGUUGUGCAAUUAUUGUUGAUCUAAGUUCCUGUCCCGUGCCUUGUCAUGCUACAAUAUGUAUAUAUAUGUUCAAAUAAAUGCUGAAAUGUUUUAUAUCAG
This is a messenger RNA of Epinephelus lanceolatus (giant grouper), 736 nucleotides long. It is a transcript of the gene znhit3, whose product is annotated as zinc finger, HIT-type containing 3. Lineage: Eukaryota; Metazoa; Chordata; Actinopteri; Perciformes; Serranidae. The record is from RefSeq and is a predicted model, not a curated record. Gene Ontology annotation, cellular component: nucleus; pre-snoRNP complex. Gene Ontology annotation, molecular function: protein binding. Gene Ontology annotation, biological process: box C/D snoRNP assembly; snoRNA localization; maturation of LSU-rRNA from tricistronic rRNA transcript (SSU-rRNA, 5.8S rRNA, LSU-rRNA).